AUGUGAUUGUGACGCAGGCGCAGAGAAGUAAACAUUACAUCAUCUCAUCAAGUGAUCAUACCAAAACAAAUCGAUCGGUUGAUUUUAGCGGUGUUUUUAAGGGCGUCGGAGUUUGUAUCAAAAAGGGGAGUAUGUCAGAGGAAGAAGCCGAAGGCUCCAUACAGGUGGAAGAUACAUCUGAAAAAGAAAACAUCGAACCUCCGUUAAAGAAAGCAAAAUUAAGGGAAGACAGAAAAAGCGAUCGGCUUGUAAAAUUGGAGGCUCGUUUAAACGACAUCCUUAGCUGUACAGUUUGCCUUGAUUUACCCACCAAAUCGGUUUUUCAGUGCCGAAAUGGACACCUGAUGUGUGCCUCAUGCUUCACACAUCUCUUGGCUGAUAGCCGAUUGAAAAAUGAGCAGUCAUCAUGUCCCAAUUGUCGAACAGAGAUCAAUCGCAAUAUCUGUUCACGUAACUUAGCAGUUGAGAAAGCUAUCUCAGAACUUCCUGCAGAAUGCCCAUACUGCAAUCAUGAACUGCCACGGAGCCAUUUGAAAAACCAUGAGGAGAAGGAAUGUUUAAACAGGCCUGUGUGUUGCAAGUUUAAAAGGAUAGGUUGCCUGUGGGAGGGUCCAUUUCACAAGCUCAGGGAUCAUGAGGAUAAGUGUGAUCACCCCAACAUGACUGGACUGCAGCUGAUGGAGUCACUAGAAGUCAUAGAUAGGAAUCAUAAAGAUGAGCAGGAUCUCUUCCAAAACAUUCUCAACUUGCUGUCCUUUGAAAAGAUUGCUAUAAAUGACUUACAGCUCAAGCCAUACCGUUCAGAUGACUUUAUCCCACAACUCUGUUAUGAAAGCAGUAGAUUCAAUGCUCUGGGUCAACAGUGGGUGGUGAAAGCAACUGUGGUUGGAAAUGAGAAAAGUGUACAGAGGGUCUUGACCUAUCAACUUGUACAGAAAGGCAAAGUCAACCUCAAUGUGAAAUUCCUAAUGUUACGAAGCCCAUUCAGUGACUUGCUUAUCAAACCUGAAGUUCAUCAACAAGAAUUCACGAGUGAUUUGCAGGAAAGCAGUCAUCAUGAUCUUGUACUUUUGGACCCAAUGGAAUGCAACAGAAUGCUGGAUGCAAAUACAAUAAAGUUGAGAAUGAUUAUCUUUCAAAUCCCAAGCUCAGAAAAUGAGAAAUAAUUUUGCUAAGAAGAUGCAGUGAACAUAGAUUAGUUUAACAUCUGUAUCUUAAUUUAUCAACGUACUGUAACCAGUAUUUGUGUGAUGCUCAUGUUAAUUUGGUAUUUAUCUUUAAGUAUAAUUUGCAUCUCUUCAGACUUAUGUGUACCAUCAUGAUUCUGUUGAGUAGUAUAUUAUUUUCCCACAGAUAUAAAAGAGAGCUCUUGAAAAUCACUCUAAUUAUUAAGAAAACAUGGUCUUCUUACAAGAAACAAAUUUGAGCAAAAAUGAAUUGUACUUCAAGGCAAUAUUUGUUCACUAUUUAAGCAGCCGGUUUGCUUGAGUUAAACGUCAGUACUGUUAACCAGUUGUCUAUCUCUUAUUGGCAGCAAAGGUUAGUUGGAAAGAAUAGUAUCUUUUUGCUGCCAAUCCUUUUUCUAUUAUCAUCUCUCUACAGGCUACUACCGUGAUCAGACAAAUUAAUUUAUGACUUUUGAGGUAAAUAUACUUUUAAAAGUGAAAGACAGCAAAAUAUAUUUUCAGAUUUCAUCUUAACUGUUACUCUGGUUGGGUUCGGUAAACCAGUGUCCAUAAUGUUGUUAAAUGGUACAAUUUAAUAUUUAGACCAAAUGAUAGAGACCUGUAUUGUGAAUACCCAAACUGUAUGUAAAUAGUGGUAACCAUAACUUAGAAAACUACAGGACUGGGCCGGAAAAAAAUUCAACAAAGAUUAACAGAAGUCAUUAAUAGCAGCAAGUGAGUUUUGGCAUAAAAUAAAGUGUAUUUACAUGCAAGCAAUGAAAGGUCACAUGGAAUGUUUAUUUAUUUGAAGGUUUACCUGUUGCAUCUACAUUUUUGAUUCUAUGUUACUUAAGUUUCUACUUUAAGUUGACACUGGUCAAAAUACCCUGUGCAUUCCUUUGAGUUUCUCAGAAAACAAACCUUUAUCUACAAGCAAAAGUUUGCCUUGUUUUUUUGGAUAAUUUUGUUGCCCUGCAAGGUGCAGUGUGCAUGUCAUUUUAAGGCAAUAGUGUGGAGAUAUUUUGCAUUUUCUAUUUGUGAAACAUUUCCCUUGUGCAACUUGAUUUGGUUUAGUUUACCUCCUUACUGCUCUCCAAUCAGUGUUUUCUGGUAUCCAUACUCUAUGCCAUGAAACUGCAAUAUACAUGCCAACAUGGACAAGACUGCCCAUGUGCUGCAAUCACUGUUUUAAAAUAUUUUUGAAGUGAAAUUCAGUCAGAUGGUUCAAUUACUUGUGCUCAGCAUUUUUUGGAGAACUGAAGAAAACAAAAAAUUGUUUUCGUUUUCUUCAGUUCUCCAUGUACCAAAACAGUGAAAGUUACCUCGCACUAGUGUGACCCAACUUAUUUGACUAAAACGUUUUUGUUUGUAAUCGUGGUGUCUUUUCCUAAAGGAGUUAUAAACUUAUCUCAAGUGCAAUCCAUGCCCAAGUGAGUGUGUUGUGAGGUAAACUCAACAAAUUAUACUGCUGAUAGAUUUGUAGAGACUUGAAUUGGGCUUAGUUUUGUGUCUGAUGCUCAGUGACCUCUUCCUUACUUUCUUUAAUUAUUUCUUUUAUUCAAUAAUUACUGAAGAUGAGAACUUUAACAGCUACAUGAUGUUACAUCAAUUGGAUUGAUUUGUUACAGGAUUGCUGGGGUGUCUGACAUCCAUAGAUUUUCCUGUGGUCAUUCAAAUUAAAAAAAGAAACGCAGUCAGGGUAGUCAAUGAAAUGUCAUAAACCAGAGUAAGAGUUUACUUUGAGUUAAUUUUAUUUUUGUUAAUGAAUUCACAAUCACUAGGUUAAAAAAGCAAUUAAGUGUACCAUGUCUUAAUUCUCCAGCAUUAAAUACACU
This is a messenger RNA of Pocillopora verrucosa, 3001 nucleotides long. Lineage: Eukaryota; Metazoa; Cnidaria; Anthozoa; Scleractinia; Pocilloporidae. The record is from RefSeq and is a predicted model, not a curated record.